CUGAGACGCCUCCAGAAGGGCACGACACUAGCUGCUCGCUUUCCCUCCACCAAGCCUUCCACAUGAGCCAGCCAAGCCGUGCCUCCCCACCAGGAUGAAGAAAGAAAAGAAAACGCACGCUCUCCUGUUUGUCCUGCUGCUUCACUUCACCUCGGGGCAAUCAGACUAUGCGCCGUAUUUUUAUGAUAAUGGACCCAGCAGUAAACAUGGGAAUAUGGCCUUGUGCAGCAUUUCUGAGGAUACGCCAGUUGGGACACAGAUAUACAUUCUGAAUGGUACAGAUCCAGAGGGAGAUCCAGUGCGAUAUGGUCUGACUUUUGAAAUGGGCUCCAAAGAAUAUUUUAGGGUGGACUCCAAAUCAGGAAAGGUGACUCUGAUUCAGGAGCUCGACAGAGAGAAGCUCGAUGAAAUCUCAGUGCUCGUGAGCAUCACAGAUGGUCGCAAUAAAGUAGUUGAGACAGUUAGAGUGUUCGUCACUGAUGCCAAUGAUGAACCACCCGAAUUUCAAAAUCUGCCUUUCAUUAUUGACAUCCCAGAGGAUACGGCUCCAGGAAGUAGCAUCUACAGAGUCCAAGCAGCAGAUAGAGAUAUGGGCUCAGGAGGCAGUGUCUCAUAUUAUUUACAGACCUCACCGUUUGCCAAGUUCACCAUCGAUGGGAACAGCGGGAUCCUCAAAGUCAAGCCUGGUGAGACUUUGGACUACGAGACCACGCCCACUCACUUUGUGACCGUGGUGGCAAAGGAUGGAGGUGGAAAGUACAAAGGGAAGCAACAGGUCUUGACCUCCACGGCCACCAUGACGAUCAAUGUGCUUGAUGCCCAAGACAUGCCUCCAUCCUUCAUAGGAACCCCUUACUUUGGCUACGUCUAUGAAGUCUCAGUUCCUGGUUCUGAAAUAUUCACAGUGUACGCUAAAGAUGGAGAUCAAGGCAAACCUAACCCAAUACAAUAUUCCAUUAUGAAUGGUAGUGAUGGUGUCUUUGACAUAAAUAGCACAAGUGGAUGCAUCACCCUGUCAAUUUAUCCAACUCUGCUGAGAAAUGAAUUAUAUGAAAUUAUAGUCAAGGCGUCUGAGGUAGGCCCUAAGGAUCAGCAGCUGGACUACGACGUUACCACUGUGACGGUCCGGGUGGUGGAUCUCAACAACCAUCCUCCGACCUUUUACGGACACAACGGACCACAGAGCAACUUUGAGGUCACCAUGUACGAGCAUCCUCCAGCCGGGGAGAUCCUGCGAGGCUUUAAAAUCACCGUCAAUGACUCCGAUCAGGGAGCAAACGCUAAAUUUAAACUGAGACUCGUGGGGCCGAGUCGAGUGCUGCGAGUGGUUCCCCAGACAGUCCUCAAUGAAGCACAGGUGACCAUCAUUGUGGAAGACACAUCUGGCAUCGACUAUGAGAAGGGAAAAACACUCUCUUUUAAGCUGCUGGCGGUGGAGAUCGACACUCCUGAGAGGUUCAGUGCAACAGCUGACAUCGUGAUCAACCUGCUGGACACCAACGACAACAUCCCCAAAUUCACAGCCGAGUAUUACAUCGCCAGGGUCCCUGAGAACUCUGUCGGAGGCUCCAGCGUUGUGUCUGUAACGGCAAAUGAUCCAGAUUCAGGGCCCUGGGGGGAAGUCAAAUACACGAUUUAUGGAUCAGGAUCAGAUUUGUUUGCCAUCAACCCGUCAUCGGGCCUCAUCUCCACGCAGCCCUGGACCAGCUUAGAUGCAGAGGUUAGGUCUAAAUACAACUUCUAUGUCAAGGCUGAAGAUUCAGAGGGAAAGUACAGCUUGUCUGAAGUCUUUGUCACCGUCCUCGACAUGAACGACCACUCUCCGGCAUUCGAUGAGAAACUCCUGGAAAAGACCAUGAUUAUUGGUAUACCUGUCAGAGUAGAGGCAGUGGAUGAAGAUGCAGAGUCCCCGAACAACGUCAUUGAAUACUCCAUCAUGACGGCCGAUCCCGACAACGCGUUUGAUAUUAACGCAGACACUGGAGACAUCAAGCUGAAGCCGUACAUCAAGUCCAUGGAGAUUGUGCAGAACAUCACCAAGCAAAAGGACUGCAAGUGGUCUCUGGUGGUCCAAGCCAGGGACAGAGGCUCUCCGUCCUUCAGCACAACAGCUGUGGUCAACAUCGAUAUCACAGAGGCGACUCCUCUCAAGGGGCCUAUGGCAGCCUUUUUAUUGAAAAGUAGGGACAAUCCAAUGAAAGCUCUAGGCAUGGUCACUGUUGUCAUUAGCAUAUUGGUAGGAGUGACUGCCUUGAUCUCUGCAGGUAUGUACAUGCGAAACUCAAAGUCAAACCGGAUCAUGCCAGCACGUCGCAUCAUUAAGAGGCGACCCAGGGACCAGCAGCCCUGGAUCUUCAACAUGCCUGUUGUCCAAUUCAGCAACCCUGCAGAUAAGUUCCUUAUUGUCAACCAAGAGAGAAGCCCACGGCCGAAGCCUCCCCCUCCCAGUGCUCCACCGCCCCCGUGUAUCACACGGCCAUAUGAGAGGGCCCGGGCGGUCCCAACCAUAUCUGGUGUGCUGGCCUCCAAAGGUUCCAAAAAAGCUAAAUCGAAUCGCCGUAAAGAGGGAAAUAUCAGCUCUGCUCUGGUGUCGGAGCUUAAAAAGAAGCUUGAGCAGAAAAUGAUUGAGAGCAACCAAGGUUAUUAUUAACUCUGUUGUUAAAGGUCCUUUGACAACUCUGUCCGAGACUUCCCACCUGUAUGUAAUGAUCUGGUAGGGUGGGCCGGCUGUAGGUUAUUCAGGAGUAAAUGGUAAAAGGAAAGUUUACAGGUAUUUAGGUCUCAAGAUGAGAUAAGAAACAAGUGGGCAUCCUCAGUUGACCUGGCUUGGGUAAAGAGAGGAGCGCGCUUGAGUCCGUGUGGUAUAAUGGGAAGUAAUUCUCCACAAUGCCAUCUACAGGAAGAUUACAUAAUAAGAAGCACCAGUGUAAAUUGCCCAGGGAGAGGAUUACUAAGAUUUACCGUAUAUACACACACGUUGCGUAACUUCCUGAAAAAUAUCCUACUUAAAAAAAUAAAAAAAUUCCUUUUGCUGGACAAUGACUCAGUCAGGAAAAACCAUGCUUCUUAUAAAGUGCUAAAUAAAGGACCUGUGUUAAUAUUUUUUACUGUGUUACAUCAGCUGCUUGAAAGCUGAGAGGUUGCUAUUUUGUAUGAUUACAAUGUGCCACUGUAGGUUUUCACAGUAACACAAGCUAGUAGAGUUGCUUUUAUUCAUUUGAGUGUGUAAAUCUAGAAAAAUGCUUUUAUAUAAAUAACAUGUAUCCAUUUAAAUGUGUGUGUAUAUAUAUAUAUAUAUGCAUGUAUGACAAGAUAUGAACAUUCCCCUGGUUCCUGUUGUAGUAAUAAACAUGUGCAAAUGAAACCAUCUAAUUCCACUUAAGAUGAUUAAGCACAGGUCACUAUAACCUGCUUAGACAUUUCCAUUGUAUAUAUAGAUGUUGAAAUAUAGAGUCUGUGUCAAACAUGUUGGUUCUUCUCCACUUACCAUGUUACUCAUGUUGCAAUGCCUUCAAAUAUAGGCAACUAAAAUAAGGUUUGGUUAGUUGCUGUAGCCCAUAUCUUGUAUCUGACUGUAUCUUAACUCAUCGCUAUCUGAAAUAAGUUGAGAUAAACUAUUACACUUAAUUAAACUUGCCUGGUCCUUUGA
Messenger RNA from Cyclopterus lumpus (lumpfish), 3649 nucleotides. Its product is annotated as cadherin-related family member 1. The coding region runs from base 95 to 2650 and encodes 851 amino acids. The record is from RefSeq and is a predicted model, not a curated record. NCBI's taxonomy places the organism in Eukaryota, Metazoa, Chordata, Actinopteri, Perciformes, Cyclopteridae. Gene Ontology annotation, molecular function: calcium ion binding. Gene Ontology annotation, biological process: homophilic cell-cell adhesion. Gene Ontology annotation, cellular component: plasma membrane. The transcript has 17 exons.